Macrosteles quadrilineatus (aster leafhopper) is the source of this 1131-nucleotide messenger RNA. RefSeq lists its product as uncharacterized. The transcript is spliced from 3 exons. Lineage: Eukaryota; Metazoa; Arthropoda; Insecta; Hemiptera; Cicadellidae. The record is from RefSeq and is a predicted model, not a curated record. The coding region runs from base 1 to 1131 and encodes 376 amino acids.
AUGCUUCACUGGCUGCAAGUCCUGCUAGGAGGUCUCCUCCUGGGCGUCGUCCUGACUGCCACAGAAUCUCCCCUGACCACCGCAACACCAUCCACUCUCAUACCCGCACACAACAACAACAACAACACUACGCCGCUGUUCACCGCCCACCUUACCGAGGAGCCGUGGUUCCCCUACAGAGAGUUGCUGCUGGAGUGUCUGGUGCAGAUGUCAUGGCCUUGUGCGCAGAGGAAGAUGAUUGUCUACCUCGACCAGCUCAACAGAGCCAGGAGUGUCAGCAUUCUCGGUGAACUACUCACCCUAGUCAAGGUGCGUGUAGACAACAUCCCACCCAUCACGGAGGCACAGCUGACUGCUCGCAGGAUAGACCAGGACCAGGACACGUUGUACAAUCUGCUGGAACUGGCUGCUGACAGGUUCGUUGACACUCACGUACUGAGGGUGAACGUGCCCUCACUGGAGGGUGGCGUGCUGAGGGUCACUCCCCUGGACGUCAACUUCGUCACUGCCGACGGUGACACUGAGGGACGAGCUCUGCAUCGCACUGGUAGGGGAAAGAAAGGUGGAGGUAUGAUGGACAAAGGAAUGAUGAUGGACAAGGGAGGUGGCAAGAUGAAAAUGAAGGGAGGAAAAAUGAUGAUGAAAAUGAUGAUGAUGGCAGGAAAGAAAAUGAUGAUGAUGAUGGGGAAGAUGGUGAUGGUUAAGAUGAUGAUGAUGGUGCCCAUUGCAAUGAAAAAAGGGAUGAUUGGAGGAAUGGCGGGCCUCAUGUCCAUGGGUAUGAUGAAGAUGAUGCUGAUACAGAAGGUCAUAUCUUUGAUCAAACAGAAGUUAGCGAGCUGCGGAGGCGGGUUAGGUGGAGGAGGAGGUGGUGGUGGCGGCGGAGACUGCGGUGGUGGCGGCGGAGGCGGAUACGGCGGUGGCGGCGGAGGCGGAUACGGUGGUGGCGGCGGAGGCGGAUAUGGCGGUGGCGGCGGAGGUGGUGGUUGGGAUCGUACCUACAAUACCAACGGCCCCCAAUACUCACAGUUUUCACAAGGAUACUCACAAAACUCCAACCUGCCAUACGUUUAUUAUUACCAGGCACCACAAGAAGAAAACAACGAUGGGUGGAGUUUAUGGAAACGAAGGUAG